This is a messenger RNA of Astyanax mexicanus (Mexican tetra), 3487 nucleotides long. RefSeq names its product cryptochrome circadian regulator 1b (gene cry1b). The record is from RefSeq and is a predicted model, not a curated record. Gene Ontology annotation, biological process: entrainment of circadian clock by photoperiod; circadian regulation of gene expression; negative regulation of DNA-templated transcription. Gene Ontology annotation, cellular component: cytoplasm; nucleus. Gene Ontology annotation, molecular function: FAD binding; DNA binding. Bases 659 to 2467 code for a protein of 602 amino acids. NCBI's taxonomy places the organism in Eukaryota, Metazoa, Chordata, Actinopteri, Characiformes, Acestrorhamphidae. The transcript is spliced from 13 exons.
ACGCUGACAUUCACAAAAGGGCAACUGAGAGCGACCAGGACAGAACACAGAGGAACACAGAGACGAAGCUCAGCUGGAUCAACUGAACCGAAACACCCAGUUGGAACCCAUUUCCAGGAAUAGUAUUUGUUAAUGCUUAUUAGGGCGUUUCGUUAAUUUAUCUCGCUAACUAGCUAAAUAGUAACUAAGCUAACUAUGCGUUACCCUAACUGGUAACUAGCUGAGCGACCGUUAUUUCUGUAUUUUUUUUUUAAACAGAAGGAGAGAAAUAGCGUUAAGCUAGUCGUUUUUCACUCGAAUAGCUUGGUAAAUUGUGGACAUCUGGCUUUGAACGAGCUUUCUUUCAUUUUUUUUAAUACUAACAUUAACUAACUAAGCUAACCUACCUAAAAUGAUUUUAGGUUUGUCUACUCCUACCUUAAGUUGUCCUGGAUGAUUCAGCACACAAACGCGCCGAGACCCGUUACCACCAUCCACACCAACACCAACAUGGGAAAAGUGUUUCUUGAGCAGGGUUGAAUCAAGUCGUCUUUUUUUUUACUUUCUGACUUUUUUAAACUGCUCACAGACUCUAAAUCAAACUCGAUUACCUCGGGUGAAUUGUUGCUGAUCUUACUAUCAGCCCGCUUCUUGUACAAGGGGACGAUAUUUGGGAGUUAUGGUGGUGAACACGAUCCACUGGUUCAGGAAAGGCUUGCGGCUGCACGAUAACCCCUCACUCCUGGACUCUGUAGCGGGGGCGGACAGUCUGCGCUGCGUUUACAUACUGGACCCUUGGUUUGCAGGCUCGUCCAACGUUGGGAUCAAUAGAUGGAGGUUUUUACUGCAGUGUUUGGAGGACCUGGAUGCCAGCCUUCGCAAACUCAACUCACGCCUGUUUGUCAUUAGAGGCCAACCCACUGAUGUCUUUCCAAGGCUUUUCAAGGACUGGAAGAUCACCCGUCUGUCAUACGAGUAUGACUCUGAACCCUUUGGAAAAGAACGGGAUGCAGCCAUUAAGAAGCUGGCCAGUGAAGCAGGGGUGGAGGUCACUGUUAGAAUCUCCCACACACUUUACGAUCUGGAUAAGAUCAUUGAGCUAAAUGGAGGACAGUCCCCGCUCACCUACAAGCGAUUCCAGGCACUGAUCAGCACAAUGGAUGCUGUGGAAACUCCAGCAGAGACCAUUACCGCUGAGAUCAUGGGCAGGUGUGCCACACCUAUUGGCGAUGACCAUGACGAGAAGUUUGGUGUGCCAUCAUUGGAGGAGCUUGGCUUUGAGACGGAGGGUCUGUCUUCUGCCGUGUGGCCAGGGGGAGAGACGGAGGCUCUGACUCGUCUGGAGAGACACUUGGAGAGGAAGGCAUGGGUGGCUAACUUUGAGCGUCCCAGGAUGAAUGCCAACUCCUUGCUGGCUAGCCCUACAGGCCUGAGUCCUUACCUUCGCUUCGGAUGCCUCUCCUGCAGACACUUUUACUUCAAACUCACAGACCUCUACAGAAAGGUAAAGAAGAAUAGUGUACCUCCACUGUCUCUCUAUGGUCAGCUACUGUGGCGAGAGUUCUUCUACACAGCUGCCACCAACAACCCAUGCUUUGACAAGAUGGAGGGCAACCCUGUCUGUGUGCAGAUUCCCUGGGAUCGAAACCCAGAGGCACUCGCCAAGUGGGCAGAGGGCAGGACAGGUUUUCCCUGGAUCGAUGCCAUCAUGACCCAGCUGAGGCAAGAGGGCUGGAUUCACCACCUGGCUCGACAUGCCAUCGCCUGCUUCCUCACCAGAGGAGACCUGUGGAUCAGCUGGGAGGAGGGCAUGAAGGUGUUCGAGGAGCUGUUGUUGGACGCAGACUGGAGUGUGAAUGCAGGCAGCUGGAUGUGGCUGUCCUGUAGUUCGUUUUUCCAGCAGUUCUUCCACUGUUACUGCCCAGUGGGUUUUGGUCGCCGCACUGACCCUAACGGAGACUACAUACGUCGAUAUUUACCCAUAUUGAGGGGGUUUCCUGCCAAAUACAUUUAUGAUCCAUGGAAUGCACCCGAGGGGGUGCAGAAGCUUGCUAAGUGCAUAAUCGGGGUGCACUACCCCAAACCCAUGGUCAACCAUGCAGAGGCCAGCAGAAUAAACAUUGAGCGCAUGAAACAGAUCUACCAGCAGCUGACCUGCUACAGGGGUCUUGGGCUUCUGGCUUCUGUACCGUCCAACUCCAGUGGUAAUGGUGAUAAUGGAGGAUCAGGCUCUGGUGACAGCACACAGGAGGGCAGUGCUGCAGUGCACUUAACCCCAGCUUACCCUCGAGAAGAUUUCUCCGCAAACACACAAAGUGACCAACAACCUGCCCAGCAACAGAUAGGCUUCUCAGGAGCUGGUAGAGCUGGAUCUCACAGACAGGAUUCAAAGCAGGCACGAGGGAGAGGAACAGGUACUAUGAAGCGGCACAGUGAGGACCCAUCAUCAAGCAAUGGGUGCAAGAUUCAGAGACAGAGCUGUAACUAGCCACACUUACAGAGAUGUCACCUUGACCCACCUCUCCUCAGGCUGGCAACAGGACACGUUCCUAAAGACUGAAAUUCCCUAAAAGUACUCUUAUAUGUUCACGUCACGCCUUCACAUCUUCCACCUCAAAGUUUUUCCUCUAUGCUAGGCCAUAGUGUUGUUCCACAUGUAGUCCUUAAGUAAACUAAUGCUUUGGUACAUGUGACUAAACCCAGUUUAUAAGCUGUGUACAGUGGCAUACUGUGUAUAUUUACAGCACUGUAAGUAUUUACAGUGUUUGAUUCAUGUUGAAAUUGUCAAAGAAAAUGUCUGUUUGUGUUUGCCAGGUUUAUGUAUCAUGUUUUCAUUCAGGCACUCCAAUAUUUCAUGCAUAUUUGUCUCAUUUUGCAUAUGCAAAUCUGCGUGUCUUGCAUAAUCUUAUCGUUCGUGUUGCUGUAUCUGCCCCAUUUCUGAGAUUCCUGUUUUGCAAUGAACGUAAAAAUAGCACAAUGAGGUAGAGCUCAAUUUUGGUUUUUUUACUGAAAAAAGCAAACAGUGGUAACAAGCCAACUCAGCUUUAUUGAAUUCAUAUCACAUUUAAAUAUGAAGCUACAAUGAAGCUAUAAUGGCAACAUUAAUUAAUGCAAUUUGACCAAUUUUAUUUGUACACAUUGAAACCGAACACUGAUGCAUUGUGAAAUAUUUUAUGCAUUUGUUACAAUUAGAAAAUAACCAAGUGACUAAAGUGACCCCACUUGUUAUUUUUAUAUAAAGCAGAGAUGACGUUUAUCAAAUAAUUGAAUGGCUUAAGAGUCCAUUAAAGUAUGUUUUUCUACAACUACAGGGACAAUACAGCCUGCUAUGUAUAUAUGCAUGUACUGCAAGUACUUCAGUCACCAUACCUCUGUAUAUAAUACCUUUUUUCUUGCUUAGUUACAGACCAACUGUUAUUUUUUAUAUGGAAAGCCAUACCAGUUUGUUUUGAAUUAUUGGUAUGUGCUCUUUUUAAAGCCUCCUUAAAUCAUAAACAUUAGACCUGUU